Messenger RNA from Mercenaria mercenaria, 11247 nucleotides. Its product is annotated as teashirt homolog 2-like. NCBI's taxonomy places the organism in Eukaryota, Metazoa, Mollusca, Bivalvia, Venerida, Veneridae. The record is from RefSeq and is a predicted model, not a curated record. Bases 1122 to 4718 code for a protein of 1198 amino acids. The transcript has 2 exons. Gene Ontology annotation, biological process: regulation of transcription by RNA polymerase II. Gene Ontology annotation, molecular function: DNA binding; DNA-binding transcription factor activity, RNA polymerase II-specific. Gene Ontology annotation, cellular component: nucleus.
UCAUAAAACAAAUAUCAAUUUAUUUUUACUGAAUAGAGGACAAAGAAUAUAUUAAUUGUUCUGAUAUUGACUAAAUUAAUGCGAGUCAUCUUGUGAAAAUGGAUUGUGUGACCAUUUUUGAGAGUUGUUUUAAAUUUCCAAAAAUUCUAUUCUGAAGUUUCAAGGAAAUUUAACUUAAUGUGUAUUUUUUGACAUUUUUAAGUUAACAUUUAGUCAGCAAGCAUUGCAUAGCAUGUCAGUAUAACAUUAACCUCUGCACUGAAGAAAUAUGUAAUUUAAAAAAUACAAGGGGCAUAACUCAACUCAAAUUCUGCAUCCGUCUAAAAGCAGGUGGUGACAACUCCUUGGACAUACCGACUGACGGACAUUGUUGUAACAUUAUACGGCCCUUUUUGUUGAACAUGCAUAUGUAAAUGCAGUAAAACCAUAAAAAUUCUGUUUUGUAACACCGUACCGGCUUACAAAUGAAUAAUGAACCCCUGUGCAACACUGUAUAGAAAUAUAUUGCGGAUAAUAGUUAAGUUUUGAAUGUUUUAUAUCGGGUAGAUUUCAGGUGAUUGAUAAAUGAUGAUGACAUUGUAAAUUUUUUUACGAAAUUUGUUAUAAAUUAUGAUCGUAUAAAACAUUUAUCAUUUUAUAAAGGAUUGUUCAAUUGUGUAACUGGUUGUCCCUGACUGGGCCAUUAAUUCUGUUUCAUACCUGAUUUGUGGAGAUAUUUUGGCCAUUAAUUUUAUCAUGAAUGUAAAUAAUUUAAGAAGGAUGUGGAUUGAAAUAACUGCAGAUUAUCUGUAAGACACUGGAUGAUGCAGAUGGUUUGACAGGAUUUAUGUAAUAGUUCAUUUUAUUUUGUUGUGAAAUAUUCAUGCCGGCUUGUCGUUUUUAAAAAAUUAUUUUUUAAUGGAAAAGGGAUGAAAUUUAUUUCGUCAGAACAUUGUUAUUGUGGUUUCAAUGACGUUACAUGGCGAAAAAAAUGCAGACAGUACAACAAACAAAUUUUGACAACAUUAAUUGGAUGAUGUAUGUGUAAACAUUUCAUAUUUUGAGAACAUGAUGUUCAAACCAGGAUGUGAACAUCAGGUGAUGAUGAAGAUGAUGAUGACAAAGACAAAAACACAACAGACAUGCAGAUAGAAACUUCAACUGAACCCAGCUGCUUUGACAGCAAGGUCACUGACCUUGACAUAAAGAAAAAUCAGGCAGAUGACCUUGAACCAGAAGUAAAUCAUAAAGAUUCAUCUAAUAACAUGGAAAGUGAAACCGUUGAAAAUUGUAUUAAAUGUGAAGUCAAUGGAUGUGAGAAUGAUGAAAAUGAAAAUAUGACUUCUGAAAGCAAGAAAACUGAAACUGCAGAAUCCUUGAAAGGUGAACAUGUUAAAAUAGAAGGUAAUGGUAAAGAAGCGAUUUCUGAUAGUACUGAAAACGAAAAUGUUAGUGUAAAGAAAGAAAAUAUUGUGUAUAAUGUGGACAUUGAAAAAGAAAUAAAGAAGGAACUUAAGGAAGCAGUAGAGAUAAGGAUUCCAAAGGUGAAACAAAAGUUAGAAAUAGAUGACUAUAAGUGGAUGUCUGGUAAUGCUGAAAAGACAAACAAGAGACCUGAAACUCCACCUCUCCAGAAACUGAUGAGACAAGAUUUCUCUCCAUUAAAGUCAGGUAAUUUGUCAUCUCCUUCACCACCAAAAAGGUUCAGAGACAGCUCAUCACAUAAAGAAGGGUUUACUUCUAAAUUAGCUUCAGUGAUCAUACCUAGCACAAGUACGAGCGUACCUCCAAAGACAGCUUCUCAUCCCAAACAGUUGCUUUCACAUUCAAUAGCUAGUCUAAGGACAUCUAGCUUGAAACCAACAAGCUUGAAUAAAUCCACAUUUCCACAUAGUUCUUACCUUUCAAGAUCAUAUCCAUUUAGUCAAUCAUUAUUUAUGUCUCCAGAGGAAGACCAACCUUUAGACCUUUCUAAAAAGCCCUCUAGUGAGCCUAAGGGAAGCCCAAAGAGAAAUGGCAACUCAAAACAUGAUUCUUUUAAGCAUGAAAAUGGACUUUCCUCAACUAGUCUACAAAGUUUACAACAAAAGUUUGGUGGAGAUUUUCACCUGCGUGGAUUAAGAAAACCAUUGAAUUACAUGUUAUAUGGACCAGAAAUUCCAGCCCUUCAUCAAGCUUUACUUCAUUCGGCAUCUAUGUCGCUACCUCAUUUUGCCCUACCAAUGUCAAAUGGUCAACCAAAACUGACGCCAGAGAAGAUAUACCCUUCAAGACAUCGAAAUCUGACUCCAUCACCUUCACACAAAAGUCGCAAUGAUGAUAGUAUCAAAACUAUCAAGCGUGAGGACUCUUCUGUAAAUGAGAAAUCUGUAAAAAGGGAAUUGGACAAAUCAGACAUUGAAAACGAUCCUAGUCUUGAUGAUAAGCAGGGUGAAAAUUACACAAACCAUUUAUGUACGUGUGGUAAAUGGUUUGAUGGGCUGUAUUCACUGAGUCUGCACUUACAGGAAACUGGACAUCUGCCAGCAAGGAAUAAGUCUGUAAGUUUGCUAGAGUAUCCAAAACUUGUGAGGGGUCAGGACAUGUGGUUAAAUCAGGAAUCUGAACAGACACGUAGAAUUCUACGCUGUAUCCAGUGUGGGGAAUCCUUCAAAACACUGCCAAUGUUAACAGUUCACAUGAUGAAGACACAGCAUUACACAAAGAUUGUGAGCUCUGAGCAUGCUAGAAGAACUCACAAGUGUUCAGCUUAUUGUGACAAGGAACAAGAUAAAGAAUGUGUGUUCAAAUGCAAAGUGUGUCAAGAGUCGUUUACUGACAUGGAAGGCCUAGCCAAUCACAUGAUCAUGUCUGGGCACCACAAAAAACAAUCACCCAGACCACCACAGUCAUUUAGUGACCUGCAGUUCAAAAAGAGGAAGCGAUAUAGUUUUGACGAAUCAUUAAAUCCAUAUGGAAAUCCAAGCAUGGCAGCUAUUUAUGACUACAAAAGACAUUUAGCUGGAGGUUCUGCUAGUCCUGAGUUAUCAACAGAUGAUACUGAUGAUAGUAGAAUAAACUGUGAGAAUUGUAACUGUAAGAUUGAAACUAAGUCAUUUGUAGAGCAUGUUAGAGCAUGUUUAGGACAGAAGUUGCGUGAAGAUGUUGCUAAAUUGGAAAAGGAAAAUGCCAGAAAGGGAAAUACAGAAAAGAGAAAUUUUGACAAAACGAAUGAUGAAGACUCAGAUCUGCUAAGAUCACAAGAGAAAAAGCGAAAGUUAGAUAAUGGUUCAGUUAAAUCAAGUAUUGAUAGUGAUAGUGAAGUAGAGAAAAUGAAAUCUGAUGUAGAUGUAGAAUCAUUAGAUGAUGAUAAAGAAAGUAAAAGCAUUUUAGAUGAUACAGAUGGUCUCGAUAAAUCCAAAGUUAGUGACACAAGGGACACAAAAGAAUCUGAAAAAUCCAUAAAACUUGAAAGUGAUAGUGAUGAAUUGGAACUAGGUGAGAUCAGAGAUAAAAGUAAAAACAUCCUAAAAGAAAUCCAGACUUUAGUAGAUAGUAAAAGUUCUAGAAAUGAGAGAAGAGAGAUUAUUAAAGCUGAGGUGGACAGAUCUGACAAUGAGAAAAAAUCUAAUGGUAACACUUCGAGAAAAGUACCUCUUGGAAAGAAACUUGACAUAAUAGAUCCAGAUCAUGCGAAAGAAGCGUCAGAAGGGUCUGCUUUGUCAGCCAUGGAAUCAUUCAUUAAAAAAAGUUUCAGUAACAAAUUUGACUAUAAAAAGGGCAACAUAAUCAUCAGUCCACAUAGCAGUUCAGAUGCUACCAUCCAUACUAGACCAAUUAAUAGUGCAAUGAGUUUUGAUACAACUGAUUAUCUUAGUCGUUACAAAAACUUCUAUGCAGCGCUCAACUUGAACCUGGGUAAUGGUUUUAAACAAGGACAAAGUGAGAGAGAAGGAAAUAAGUCAAAAGUGAGUAAUCACGAUGUUGUUAAGAAAGAAAUAAGAUCAAAGUUAGAGAAAGGUAAAGAAAGGUUUGAAAAAUUGGAAUCACCAAAAUCUGAUGGUAGUGAUGAGAAGGAUGAUGGGAGAAAUAGUGUAAAGUCAGGUGUUUCUGAAAGUUCUAGUCAACUUGAUAAGAAUGAAAACUUAGAAACUAAGUACUUAAAUAUGGAUGAAAAUGAUGAUGAAAGUAAAACAGACAAGGAAAAAUCCUCUGCUUUAGACAAUCUUAGUAGUUUUGUUUAUGGUCAGAACUUAACUAGUGAACAUCCUUUGGAUAGUUUACAAAGACUGAUCACAAAAUCCGACAUUCCAAAAUUAAUGGGUACAGCAGCAGCUUCCCAUGGUUUUAAAUACCUCCCUCCACAUUUAGCGUUACAUCAAUCCAGUCUCGACCUUAGUGUGCCUCUGAACUUAAGCGUAAAAGCGCAAAACGGUGAAAGUGAUGAGGAAGACUCAAAGUCGCGACCUGACGAAGAUAGUCUGUCUGAUUAUGAACCAUUGAAUUCGCCGACAAAUAGUGACGGUGAACCAGUUGAGUAUCGCUGUGCAGCGUGUAGUCGAAAAUUUGCGUCGAAAGGGUCAUACAGAUAUCAUCUAAGUCGAUGCCAUCUGUCAAGUGUGAAACGCUAUGGGAUCAAGGAGGCAUUUAAUAUGAGUCCAUAUGUGUACUUACCAUUAGAUCAUACAGCCAAAUUCUCAAAAUAUUAUGAGAUGGCAAAGGAGCUUGCUAACAAAGCAAAGGAAAACAGAACUAAAUAAGAAUCUCAGUUGUGGUAAACAGGUUUUUAUCAAAGCAUUUGGUAUGGAAGUUUUUAAAAUUUUUCUUUAUUUUUCAGAUGUCAUUUUUUUCAUGCACACAAGCUGCCAUUGACUAACACAGGACAAAUUAAUGUUUGUUUUUGUUUACAUCAGAAUAAGAAUUUUUCAUAUAUACAGUCAGCUAUUGACUUGAAAUUAUUAUUUUGUUUUAUAGGCCUAGAAUGAGAAAAAAAUGGAAGAGCCAAGAUAUAUUUGUUAAAAUACAGCCCUGAAUAUUAAUUAAGAAAAUACAUUUGGUCCAGAUAUUGUAUAACAUUUUCAUUUGGUGCAUGUCAUAAAUCAUAACAAAAUUUAUUUCGUCUUUAUAGUAUAAACUGCUUUUGACUUAAAGCUAAUUGAAAGAUUUUUGAAAAAAAUAAAAAAUUCUUAAGUAAGAGUUUAUUAUGUCCUGCAACUUAAACACUAUCCGGUUAAGAAACAACAACGAAAAAAAUGCUAACGUUCAGAACUGUCAAUGUACUACAGUACAUCCAAUAAGCCCUGUUUACCAGGUGUAUAAAGUGUAUGAACAAGAAUUCCAAGUAUUUGUGUAUCCUAUUUUGGUUGUGAACUGUUAUUUGUUAUAAAAUACAUUUAUGAUUGAUAUUUUACAUAGCUUUAGAUAACUCUUAAGCUUUCUUUUUGCUUUUACAUGAUAAAUGAUUGCAUUUAUGUAUAUUUGGAAUUUAAAAAAUUAAUUUGUAGGUCCUAAUGGUGCUUUUAUAAAAACAGUUGCUGAGCAUUUAUUCUGAUUGUUUCAAGAGGUUAAAAGAAACUAUUGUGUGUGCCCUUUAGUAAAUUAAGCACUUACACCUUUGUUGCACUUUUUUUUAGAGAUUUAUGGAAAGUAAAAUGGACAAUCAUGAUAAUGUCCCCUUUAGAUUAACAGCUGGAUGUUAACAGCUCAGUCGCUUUUUUUCCAGUAGUUCAAGUUUUCUUAUCUAAAGUGCAUGUAUGUUUUGAUGAACAGCACAAUAACCAUCCAAAAUUCUGAAAAUGCUGCAGAAUUGAUGACUCAAGCCCAAACACCUUUUUUUAUAAUGAAAUCUCAGGACUCGAAAUUUUCGUGCUACUAGCAUGUUUUACUAAUGCUUAGUGCUAAAGAAACCUUUUUUUUCUGAGCCACACAUUUUAUGCUUUCAAAGUACUGAUUAAUGUCUGGUCCAAAGUUGUAAAACUGAGCUUGAAACCAGUCCAGGAUUAUGGAACCUAGCUUUGAGACCAGUCUCCAAAUUCAGCCUCUGAUUUGUUGUUUUGAAACGCAAUUUUGAAAAUGAUCGAGGGUUGCCUGCUGGUCCCAAACUCGUUAACUUUGAUAAUGAUGGAGCAUGGACUUCCAAAUCACUUUGUUUAUUAGGGGCACUGGCAAAAUAUUACUUUAGCAAAACUGUGGUUAUUGAAUCAAAGAAAGUCUAACAAUCCUCUUGAAGAACUAAGGGCAACAUUAUUUUGUUUCCACUAGAUCAGAAUAUUCUUUUAUGUACAAAAUACAUAUUUUUUGUUUUUGCAUAUUUAUAUCUUAUGAAGCAUGUGUCAGUCAAGAAAUUCCACAUCACUAUAGUGCAGUUUUCUUAUUCAUAUCUCGUUCUUUUGUAUAAAAAAAGUUGACAGCCUAGUCUAAAUUUGAACAUUGUAUUUAUGCGCCAUUUUUGUUUUUUCUACAAGUGUUAGAUAUUUUGUUAUGAAGUGUUGUUAUCGGAAAUUGUGUAUAUUGUUUGUGUGUGAAGACAAUUUAUGUAUGUAUAAUGGUGCGAGCAUCAUCACAUGUAUAUUUAAUUCAUUUAAUGAAUUGUUAUGCUGUGACAAUCAGUGUAAAUUUAUAUGCCUAUCCUCUCUCAAAAUUUUGUGUAGUUUAAAUUUUAUGUGAUUUCAUAUUUUUUAGUGAAUAUGAUGUUCUCAGCUUCCAAAGACAGAAAGAUUACACUUUAACAUAGUAGUUCGGCAAUAAUGAAAAUGAAUAAUCCCCCAAAAAACGUACUGAAAUCUAUGAAAAGAUCCCUUUUAUAUAUUGAGAAGUUAUGAUACAUGGAAACAUGUUUAUGUAUUUGGAUGAAUAUUGUUUAGACUAAAUUAUGUAUCUUAAAACAUUGUCACAAAUUAUUCAAGCUAUACAGUUGUUACUCAAUAGAGAAGUUGUGAUUUCCGUACUUGUAAGUGUAUGUAUACAUGUAGUUAUUCCCUUUAAAUAAUAAUAAUAUAGGGCUGUUAAAAUUUAUUUGUUUUCUACAUAUAAAUCUACAAAAGUAAAUAUACACAUUUGAGUGUACAUGUUUAAUAAGGUCAGGUCUUGGUUUCACACGUACCUACUGAAUGUGUUCCUGCAAAACCAAGAUGUUCAGAAUUUUGGUGCUUCCGAUGCAUCUCGAAAUAAAGGAUGUACUCUUACAUGUACACGUUCCCUUACUAGUAUGAAAUCAAAAUCUUUCUAAUAUUUUAAAAUGUUUCAGGUUUUUUACCCAUUCUUUUGUACAUAGAGGUUUAUAUUAAGAAAGAUACUGGGGAUGGCAUUGUUUUCUAUUUCCAGUUAAGGAUUUUUUAAGUCGUUGUUAAGAAAUUUUUUGUACCACUGCCAUCAAAUUUGUUUUAAAAAAUAGCACAUUACAAAUUAUAGAUAAAGCAUCAUUCAACCAUAAAGUCUACUAUUAUAUCAAUUCAUAGCGAUUAAUCUUGACAGGGAACUCGACCAUUGUGUACUUGAAAAAAGAGUUGCCAAAAUUUUUUCAUUACAAAGUAUUUCAACAGACACAUCACCCUGAAGUGUAAUCAAAGCUCUGGAGAGUAAUGUGCCCUUGGGCUUACACAGGUGUUUUUGGUGCAUCAGUGUUUGCAGCACUAACUAAAUUCUGCAGUUUUAACUUUUGAAGGAGACUAUGUAAAUACAUCAAAUGAGCCGCGCCAUGAGAAAACCAACAUAGUGCGUUUGCUAACCAGCAUGGAUCCCGACCAGCCUGCGCAUCCGCGCAGUCUGGUCAGGAUCCAUGCUGUUCGCUAAUGGUUUCUCUCCUUGCAAUAGGCUUUGAAAGCGAACAGCAUGGAUCCUGACCAGAUGCGCAGGCUGGUCUGGAUCCAUGCUGGUCGCAAACGCACUAUGUUGGUUUUCUCAUGGCACGGCUCAAAUGGUAAUUAAUGACGUAUUAGUAAUUUAUUAUCUUUUCCAUGUAUCAAAAAGAACUUUUUACAAAACAUGCAUUUAAUCUUAAUUUUGCUUGCAAUGAAUGAGUCUUUACUUGCACAACAAUUCAAGGCCGACAAAAGAUUAUAAUGAGGCAGUAAACUCAAUAUAACGAACAUGCAAGAAUAGUGUCUAGGUUCCAACAUAAAAAAAAUUUCAGUCCAGACUGCUUUUAAGGGUUUGAUAGAUAGCUGAUGGGAUGAUGAAUUUGUUUAUUUCAUGUUUUAUAUAAGAGGGGAAAAUUAAGUGAUUAUUCAUAGUUAUGUAUGAUGGAAGCAAUGUUUUUGCAGGAUGACAAACAAAAUGGCUGCAAUCCGUCACAAUUACAUGUUUUCCAUCAAAAUGACGGAUUUUUCUGCGGGUAAUAAUGGCUGCUGGCAUGAAAUAGUAUAUUAUAAAAAUUUAUGAACAGAUUUUCUUGUCACGGACAGAUUGCGGCAUUUUGAAUAAAUAAUGCAUGGUAAUAAAAUGCAUGUUGCAUAAAUGAGUAAUGCAGAAUUCCCAUGAUUUAUAUUAAUAUUUCAAACAUUUACAAAGUACCAGCUUACCAAAUUGACAAAUUUAUCAAACUAAUUUGAUGCAUAUAUCAUGCUGUGAACUAUGAGAAAGUAAGGAACAAAACUAUUUUUUUUGGUUAGAAUUAGUGUGAUCAAGUACAAAACCUUUAUCAAACUGAGCCAUUUCAAUUUUGUUACAAUAUCUUGUGUUAAGUUCUAUAGAUAAUUCCCUCACUAAUGCAAAGAUUCAUCCUCGUUUUUACUUGAAGUAGAUCAAAAUCUGCAUAAAUGUAAAAAAACAUGGAAUUAGUUUAUUACGGUUUUAUAGUUUUUGUUCACUUGUGCUUGCAAUUUAUUUCUUACUAGACUUUGGUACAUCUUUUUUAACUCUUCCAGUUUAACUAUAAAAGGUUGAAAUGUAUGAAGAAAUUAGUUCAAAGUAGUGAUAAGAGAACAUACAAAAACAAAGACAGAUAGGAAAAACCAGCUCCUUACUUUUUGUUAUGACAAGUUUAAUGUGCUGGUGGCAAGGGAUUCUGUCUUUGCGACCAGUGCAGACCAAGAUCAGCCUGCACUUCCAUGCAGUCUGAUCAUGGUCAGCACUGUUUGCUAUUCAGGCAGUAAAUUUUCAGUGUACACCCCUUCAAAUAAUAAAUGGUAUUGCCUAAACUAAAUGAUAGACCAGUUCAUUUUAAAAAGGUUAAGCGUUCAGUCAUAUAAUUAUAUGGCUAAAAGUUCUAUUCUGCCCUGUCCUGUUAUUGUAUAAAUAUAUUGCCAUGUUCUGUUGAAAUGAAAUUUAAAAUACUACAAAAACCAUUCAAUUAAAAUCCAAUGAAUUUAUUAUAUGUAUAUAUUAUGUUGGAGAUUUAUUCAUGAUAUUUUCAGUGUAAUCCAGUUAACAUAUCAUAGUUGUUUUUGUUCUGCUGUGUUCAGUUUUGUACCUGUGUACUUUUUGUUGUUCUUGUAAUACUUAUUUAUUAAUGACUUACCAUUUAAAGUUGCAUAAAUAGGUUACACUGUUUUGUUUAUAAUGAAAAACAGAAUAUUUAUAGAGGAUAUUUGUUUGUUUUAGUGCAAGGUUAAAACAUCUUUCAUCGGGUGAAUACCAAAUGCAAUAAUUUUUUUUGCAAAAAAUUGUAUGAUAUGGUGUUCACAAAAGAAAGAUAUUUUGAUCUUACUUGUAAAACAAACUCAUUUUCUCUGGGUUUUUUGUUGGGUUUUUUUUAUGGUUUUAAUCAAAGUUUACCCAUUUUGUAGUUAUGUAUCAGUGGAAAAUGUGACUUUACCUGAUGUAUUACAAUAACUGAGACUCUGAAAAAAAAAAAACAGUAAUAUAUUUUUUUUAUAUAUUUCUAACUGUAAUGCAGUCAUACGUUACAUAAAUAUCGUUUUAUUGAGAAGAUUAAAUAAAUAUCAGUUGAUUUAGAAAUUCCAACUAACAGAAAAAUUGACAAAAACAAAAUAUUAUGAUACGAAUCAGAUCACUUUCAUGUAAGAUUGUGUAACAAUUGCUUUCUAAACUGAUAUAUUGUCAGGAACUGCAGCUGUAACAUUAGAAAAAGCGACACAAAGAUUUUUCUUUGCCUUUUAAGUGAUGUAUAUUUCCUUCUGUAUGUUUAUGUUUGUUGUUGUUCAGUUUUAAUGCAGAGAAAUCCUUUAUUAGAUUAUUUCAGCACCAGUGUUUUUACCUCUGGACCCUAGGCAGUGAAAUGUCAUAGCUUGAUAAAUCCUGUAGAGUCUAUACAUUUCUAUCUUUCACUGAAUGACUUGCCAGUCAAUAGUCAAAACUAUUUACUGGAGUACUGAGGGGAAAUAGUUUGACUAUAGACUGGUAAUCAAUUCAUUGAGUAUGUUAUCACAUGACAAUAUAAACCAAUUUCGAAUUUGUUUUUCUCAACAUUUUACUCCUGUGCAGCAAACUAUGUUGAACUAGAGUGGUCAAUAGCACGAACUGUUGACUGGUGAUUUAGCAACUUUAAUUCCGAACUAAAAAAAACUGAUGAAUACAGGCCUUGCAUGGGUACUAUCAUUUUGUUUGCCUUAUAUUUCAUUAAGAUGAUAUAUAAAUGCAGUUGUAAUCUUGUUUUGGGAAAAAAUGAGUUAAAAAUUUUUUGCUUCUGCAAAGUUCCAGUAGUACCUGCAUUUAUGAAUCAACUUUCAAAAUUUUUGCAACAUACCUUUUAACAUGAACACUAUGGGUCCAAAUUACUGAAGUCAUACAGUAAUAUACUUGGUAUAUCAUACACAUAUAUCAAGGUGGCCUUUGUGCAUUAUUACAGUCAAUCAAAAAUCCAUGAAAAAAGUUUUGUGUUUUCAGCAAGAGUUUCUCUUAGAAUUUUUGUACACAUUGCAAACUUUUUACUCCAGUUAAUUAUGAACGAUGCAUAAAUACUUGCAUUUUUAACUUUAGUCUAUCUGUAUUGUUAAAUAAUUGAAUCUCCGUGACCCCAUGAAAAUGGUGGAGGGGUAAUUAUACAUUUUAGGUUAUCUCUUUUUUUUUUUCAUGUUUAACUGGGAAUAUUUUUAACAGUUGAAGACAAAUACAUCUGUAUACAUAAAUUUUCUAUAAAUAAUUCUUUUGAAAAUUUAUUAGUUAUACUACAAUUAAUAAUUAAUUUUAUAUCUUACAUUUUAGAAAAUAUAUUUUACCUCCUAGCUUUACACUGAUGGCUUGCUUACAUUUUUAGCUUUAUUUUCAUCCCUUUUAUCAUAUCUUCUUACAUAUAAUUAUAUACAUCACUUUUUGCCUUUUUGAUGUUCUGUGAAUUUCCAUGGUUGAAAUAUGUUUAUUAUUAUAAUACAAACAAAUAUGAAAAAGCAA